Molecule: messenger RNA, 1278 nt
Organism: Acipenser ruthenus (sterlet)
Lineage: Eukaryota; Metazoa; Chordata; Actinopteri; Acipenseriformes; Acipenseridae
Product: G-protein coupled receptor 83-like
Exons: 6
Biological process (GO): neuropeptide signaling pathway
Cellular component (GO): membrane
Molecular function (GO): neuropeptide Y receptor activity
Source: RefSeq, a predicted model, not a curated record
AUGAGAAAAAAAAACAAAAAAAACUGUAUGAUACACGGGUUGAUAUGAUUACCAGGGACUGACAGCCUUUAGUGGUUGAAGAUGAAGGCUUCAGAAACUGUGCAGGUUAAACAAAUCGACCCGUUCCAUCAAGAACAAAAGAAAAUGGAUUUGCCCGUGCCUUUCUCCACCAAGUACUUCAAACCUCGGUUUCCGAAUCGCACUUCCCUGGAGACGGUCCGUCAGGAUUUCAACACGUCCUUCGGCACCCUGUCUUUGCAGGAUGUCUGUGAUAUGAUAGCUUUACUGCAUGCCGACAACAACACGCAGAAGACCCUGCUAAUUGUCGCCUACUUGCUCAUCAUGACCUUCUCGCUGUUCGGAAACAUGCUGGUGUGCCUCGUCGUGGUCAAGAUGAAAGUUAAGCAUGCCAUCACCAAUUUCUUCAUCUUCAAUCUGGCUUUAGCACAUCUAAUGCUAACUAUUCUCAACAUGCCGUUUACAUUGGCUCGCUUUGUGAGCAGCACUUCGGACUUUGGGAAGGCGAUGUGUCAUAUGAGCCGCUUCACACAUUACUGCUCCCUCCACGUGUCCACCUUCACCCUCACUGCUAUCUCGCUGGAAAUAUAUCAGGCAAUCAUGCAUCCACUGAAGCCACACAUGACAGCAGCCCGAGGGAUCACCUACAUCUCCUUCCUCUGGAUCAUGGCUUCCUGCUUCUCUUUGCCCCACACCAUUUACCAAAAGCUGAUGCAUUUUGAUCUUGGGCAAGACAACACCCAGCAGCUGUGCCUGCCAGACUUCCCUGCUCCCUCAGACCUCUACUGCAAGUACCUGGACUUGGUCACGUUCAUCAUACUGUACGUGGUGCCCCUGCUGGUGAUCACUGUCACCUACACCAUAGUGAGCAAGAGGCUGUGGUGGCGCAAAAUCACCAGGAACAUUAACAGCAAGCAGUGGCGCCGCAAUCAGAAGACCAUCAAGAUGCUCAUGCUGGUGGUACUUGUGUUUGCCGUCUGCUGGUUCCCCCUCAACUGCUUCAUGGUCCUCUCCGCCAGCAAUGUCAUCAGUAUCAACAACACCCUCUACUUUGCCUUCCACUGGCUCGCCAUGAGCAGCACCUGCUACAACCCCUUCAUCUACUGCUGGCUCAACAUCAAGUUCCGCACCGGGAUAAAGGCCCUGCUCCAGAUCUGUGUCUGGGAGAGGGACCCCGGCCGGGUGGACAUUCCCGCUGUGUCGCUGGAAGCAGGGAGAAGGAUUGCAUUGCCCAAGGCUGGAGGAAGGAGGAAGUCCGAU